ACUACCCUCUAUAGUGAGUUAGGGAAACGGGGGGUUGCGCGAGUGUAUUCGUCGCGACGUUAGGCGAUCAGCUGUGCGCUGUUCGUGGCGGACAUUCCUCGUGCGGUGUGGUGUCGGACGCCAGGAAGUUUCAGCAACAACGGAGAACACAGCCAGUCGAGUAACGCGUAACGAAGCACCGAACCGAGCGGAAAGCGUGAACGCGCGCGAGGUUACGCGGUGGCGGCGAUAAAUCGGUAGUAUUUUCGGGGCGAAGGGGGGGGAGGGCACAAGUGAGGCAUGACGGGAACAGGUGACAAUAGAGCUUCGCCAUGUUAGAUUUCACGAGAUCGCGAAACGUGCGCCGCUGCUGCUGCUGCUGGUGCUAGUGGAGAGAGAGAGAAUUUAUUUUGUUUUCUCGACUCUCGUGCUACUUUCCUCGGCGGUGAUCCAACUGAAAAUCAUCCAAGCUGGAUAGGUUACCCGAGUAUCUCCGCGAUACCGUGGACUGGUUUAUGGGAGUGCAGCGAAAAAUAUUAAACUUGCCAAUGAGACGAUCUCCGUUAGGCAAAGGCCAACGAUUGUUCCCCAGAAUACCUGUCGUGCUAACGAAAUCGGGGGCGCACCCAGUCCAAGGAUAACAAUCGAGGUCUGCCUUUGACCACAAUUUUCCUCGAAAGCACUGUUCCUCGGCCUCCGUCGUUAAUCACCAAUGCUGAAUCAGUGGACAUGCUCUCGAUGUCGUUUCACCUCGACCCAGAAGAGGAUCUCACCAUGAACGCCUGUGAAAUCCGCUAUAAAUAAAGCUGGUUUGAGUACUAUGCGAAAGAUACUUCCGAAAAUGUCUAAGAACUCGUGGAAGUAACAGUUUGAAAGAAACAAGGGUGAGAAUUCUUUCCGUUUGGAAGGAAAACGCACGUGGACAAUUUUCUUGUUCCUUGAGGAAGUCGUUGGGUAAACGGGCGAGAACACCAGGCGAUUAGGUGUCGCGGGCGGUGUUCAAUGAGAACCGAACAAGAUUUGGUGCAUACCCAGCGUACGUGAAAAGAUCCUCGGGCACGAGGACGGGGCGCCGAAGAGAUCGUCCUCCACAACGACGAUCACCACGACGGCGAUGCUGCGCUCACCGGCGCGCGUCGUCCUCCAGGAUUCUUCCGCCUCGACGUCCUCGACGCUGUCGGCGCCGCCGACGCCGGUCCACCACGGCGCCGCCGCCAGCGGCUCCACUGCCUCCUCGCGACUUUCCCUUCUCGACACCUGCCACAGGAAGAUCAGGUUCUUCGGCGAGCUUGUCGCAAAAGCCCGACGAAAGGAGAAGGAUGCGGGAACAACAGAGGAUCCGAAACUGUACCUCGAGGAGGCGGCCCUCGAAAGGCAACUGCCCGAGCUGGACUUGAGGAUGUUGGUCGAUCUACCGCCAGGCUUGGACUAUAACGAGUGGCUGGCCUCCCACACUCUCGCACUAUUCGAUCAUAUCAACCUCGUUUACGGGACGAUAUCCGAGUUCUGCACCAUGACAGGCUGUCCCGACAUGACUGGUCCUGGCUUAAGGACGUAUUUGUGGUUCGACGAGAAAGGGAAGAAAACGCGAGUGGCAGCGCCACAGUAUAUAGAUUAUGUUAUGACUUUUACACAACGCACCGUUAGCGAUGAAACUAUAUUUCCUACGAAAUAUGCAAAUGAAUUUCCUAGCUCGUUCGAAUCGAUAGUGCGUAAGAUCCUGCGGCUAUUGUACCACGUGGUGGCACACAUUUACCACUGCCACUUCAGAGAGGUAGCACUCUUGGGGCUGCAUGCCCACCUCAACUGUGUGUUUGCCCACCUCACGCUGCUUAAUCAACGCUUCAACCUUAUCGACCCCAAGGAGACGGAGAUCUUAGGGGACUUAGAAGCUGCCCUCUUGGGACUAAUAACUGCGGUAAUUACUUUUCGUUUUCUUCGGUGUGACUCGACAUCAUCAUCUGCGCCUUCACAAACCUUAGCCAUCCAGGAAACUCCGACCACAACCACUUAGAUCGCAAUGCACAGCAAGCAAGAGGUUGCAGUUCCUGAGACUAGGUGACGAUAGGCGUUUGUUUUUCUCCAUUUUCUUUUCACUCUCCCUUGGUUUUUUCUUUCUUUCUUUUCCUUUUUAAAUAGAGUACGUGAACAACCGAGUUUAUAGAUAAAUGACUACACGCAGGUGGAGCGAAAGCGCAGUUCUGUAAAAACCAGUAGUACCUGUACAUAGCGAAGUGUGAACAACUACAAGAUGUAAUUAGGUUCCUCCGUUUGUUGUUUGUGAGAUUGUACAUAAUUUAUUAAACAGUAAGAUAUACGAAAGAGA
Hylaeus anthracinus is the source of this 2305-nucleotide messenger RNA. RefSeq names its product MOB kinase activator-like 2 (gene Mob2). Gene Ontology annotation, biological process: positive regulation of protein phosphorylation; signal transduction. Gene Ontology annotation, molecular function: protein kinase activator activity. The record is from RefSeq and is a predicted model, not a curated record. The transcript has 7 exons. Gene Ontology annotation, cellular component: nucleus; cytoplasm. NCBI's taxonomy places the organism in Eukaryota, Metazoa, Arthropoda, Insecta, Hymenoptera, Colletidae. The coding region runs from base 1094 to 1993 and encodes 299 amino acids.